This is a messenger RNA of Schistosoma bovis, 1973 nucleotides long. The record is from the annotation of a GenBank genome assembly. Lineage: Eukaryota; Metazoa; Platyhelminthes; Trematoda; Strigeidida; Schistosomatidae.
CGCUUUGGGGCGGCUCAAGGUCGCUGAGUCGAAAGGCGGUAAUUCUGUACCUUUGCACCAAUGUUAUGUCUUUUUAACGGGCUGUUAUUGAUCAGUUGUUUUCUUCACAUUGAUCACUUAAUGUUGCAAGCCCUUCCAGGUCAUAGUAAUUCAGUAUAUCAUACUUGGUGAUUUUCUGAUGGAUGACCAAAGUAAACCUCAGCUUGAAGACGGGACCGGGGAACAACAUCAGUCAGAUACUUUCGAAAUAGAUGAAGUUGAUUUGCCUAACGUGAACGAUGAAGAAAUAUACCUUGAACACUGCCGAAUCAAAUGUAUCAGUAAACUAAGUCGGUUUCCAAAUGUUCGCUCAUUAUGUCUUCGAAACAACUUACUGAAAAAGUUGGAAAACUUCGAGCCUAUCUCUCAAACCCUUGAAGAUCUGGACGUUUAUGAUAAUCAGAUCACUAAGAUUGAAAAUUUAGAGUGCCUCACAAAACUGACUAAUCUUGAUUUGAGCUUUAAUCGGAUAAGACGUAUCGAAAACUUGGAGAAUCUAAGUAAUCUCCGGAAACUGUAUUUCGUAAACAAUCAUAUCUCAAAAAUAGAGAAUCUGAGCAACUUGCAAGACCUAGAAUUGUUGGAACUUGGUUCAAACAAAAUAGGGAAGUUAGAAAAUUUGGAUGGAUUGAAAAAAUUGACUGAACUUUAUUGUGGUAAAAACAAAAUACCAACAAUGGAAAACUUGGAUAACUUGACUAAUUUAACCAUUCUUAGCAUUCAGGGUAACAGACUCACCAAAAUAGAUGGAUUAACCAGUCUUGUUAAUCUGGAGCAACUAUAUCUGAGCGAGAACGGGAUAACAGAAAUUGAAGGCCUUGAAACAUUAUCAAAGUUACAAAUUUUAGACCUGGCGUACAACUUCAUAUCACAGAUUAAAAACAUGUCGAAUUUGGAAAAUCUAGAAGAAUUUUGGUGCAAUGACAAUAAGAUAUCCGAUUGGGAGCAGCUAGAAAAGUUAAGUGUAUUAAAAAAGCUGCGAACUUUGUAUAUGGAACGUAAUCCAAUCUAUUUUCUAAGCACAGAUCGUACAAAACAUGAUUCUAAUUACCGACGAAAAAUACUGUUAGCUCUACCGAAUCUUCAACAACUGGAUGCAAAUCUUACAGGGGUUGGGAUCUGAUUACAUCUUUGCUGUAACUGGUUUCCCAAUUUUUUCCUGCGGCUUCAGAUCUAUUGUUUUUAAGCUUUGCAGGAAAUUGUGACUGAAUUUAAUGUACUUUUUAUACAUGUAUCUGUGUUAUAUAUUAAGAUCUUAAAAUAUGCAACUUACCAAACCAACGUGCUAAUAAAUUUCCUACUUAGCGAUGAUUAAAAACACAACAGUCUCUUAGUGUCUACAUUUAUUCGUCUUUAAAGCAAUGUAUGCCGUUAAAAGAAUGUAUGGGUCGUGGCCAGAUUCAAACAGAAUCCACUCACGGUGAAGAUACUUUACUGAAACUUGACGUUCAAUGAUGAGUGCACUAUGCACAACUGAUGCAGAGCAAUGACGCGCGAAAAUCCUUAGUCGAACCCUAUAUAUGUAUACCAAGUGACCAUCUUGAAAGCAGUAAGAAUACAUCUAGUUUGUUUUGCUUAUUGGCGCACUACAAAGAGGGCAUCGUUGGGCUACUAAUAAAAAAUGAUGUAAUUAGAUUUUAACCAUAGUAAAGUAAUAAGUACCGUUGUUUCGACAAACAUUCACCUUUGUAAACAUGAACCGUACGGAAUAAGUUUAUUUAGCCAAAGUGGGAAUUCGAUAUAAUCAUUUAUUUUGUAAGCAGUAUUUUUGCAAAUUCCAAAGACAUUUAAUUUAUUGCAAGUAUCCUAAACUGAUGUAAUAUCACUACUUGGAGUCAUUUAGUCACAAAAACUACUGUACUAAUUUAUUAUUUGAAAGAUAUUUUUUCGUAUAACAAAUUUCUGCAUAAAUAUGGAUAUUAUUCAUAAGCAUA